CGCGUCGAGGAAUCAUAAAUUGCGUCGUGCUACCAAGACCUACCAAGCUAAACCUUGGUAGCUGAAAAGCGACCGAAAGAACUGCAUGGUAACAUUUAUGCUGAUUUGACCCCGGAAAACACGUGGCCAAAACUUUCGCGCCAAAAGCAGUCCCUCGAGGACACCCUACCCAAUCUAACUCAAAACAGACUGGAACGUCCUGGGUUGCAGACUGCCAAAUCUGUUAGCCACCACGCAAUCAUUUCUGGUCAUUUUAGAGCAACUGUGUAAAGUUAAGAAACAUGAAGUGUCUUGGGUGUAAGGUAGAGAAGCUGUCAAAGGAGUUCCCAUCAGUUACAAUACUGGACUCAUGCUAUCAUCCUCCACUUCACUGCUUCAGGUGUCUGAUCAAAGUAGUUGAGCAACAGAAGAAGUGCCCACACCCAACCUGCCAAGCAGAAGUGCCUGGUAACUGUGUGAGGCUGAAAGAAUUCCAGGCAACAGUAAACCGGCUGUUUGCAGAGUACACCAGUACCUCUACUGUGGACUACACUACUGCGGCAUUGGGAGCAUCGGGAGGGGCGAAGGUGAUCUCUGUGGUGAUGAUGAAUGGAGAGAGCAUCAGUCUGUCCUACAACCCUUCCACAACAAUUCAUCAGAUAAAACUGCAAAUCCAGAAGCAGCUUCACCAUAAUGUGGAGAAACAACGGCUCAUUUACAAUGAAGUGGAGUUGAAGACAUACGCCAACAGUGGACAACUGGCCACAAUGGGGGACUAUGGAGUACAGCCCCACAGCACUGUACACCUCAUCAUCAUGCUGUAUGCCAUCCCAGAGCACUUCAACCACGUCAUCUUUGAUCUGUUCUGGGGGUAUCCUUAUAAAGGGCGUGACUAUUUGGAUGCCUCUUGCUUGCUGUUCAGUGGUACAUCCUUUAUCGCUGUCAUUGAUUAUGGUCAUACAUUCUACCAUGGUGGUGUCAUCCGCCAUUCAGGAGAUGUUAUGGAUGACUAUAACAGGAAAGGCCAUCACACUAUUAAUGUUAAGCUCAAAGAAAUACCCUCAAAUAUCACUCACAUGUUCUUCACCCUCAGUGCUUGGAGCUCCCCAAACAUUUCCAAGUAUCCCAAUCCAAGUCUUAGGUUCUUUGAAGCUUCCAACAAGAAUAAGCAACUGUGUAGCGAUCAAAUGAACCAUGCUGCCCAUUCUCAGGCCAUUGUCAUGUGCUCUGUCUCACGCAAAACUGGGGUGUGGAAAAUUGACAGUUUGGGAACCUUGUCGCAAGGAAAUGCAAUGAACUAUGAUUCCCUAAAAGCUACCAUUCGCAAGCUGAUUCAACAGGGUGUUUAGAAUACAUACUGCUGUUGCAGUAAUUGCUGUCACAAUCAGGAAAACAGUAAAACUAUUGGACAGUUUUGGACCAAAAUGAU
Molecule: messenger RNA, 1408 nt
Organism: Branchiostoma floridae (Florida lancelet)
Lineage: Eukaryota; Metazoa; Chordata; Leptocardii; Amphioxiformes; Branchiostomatidae
Exons: 5
Coding region: 282-1328 (348 amino acids)
Molecular function (GO): protein binding
Source: RefSeq, a predicted model, not a curated record